CGUGACGCGGCGCUACCUGCUUGACUUGUGUGCGAUGUUUGUCGUUUGCGCCGAACGCAUCAAAGGGGCGCCGUCACUCCUUUAUGCCGACGUUUUGUCCUCCGAGGGCGGCCCGUGGUGCCUCGAACGGCCGCUUUCGCGAGUCCCGCUCCUCUCCGCGACGACAAGAGCGGCAGCUCGCGGCCUAGACGUCACGUGACCCGGCAUGCGGCUGAGCGCUUGAUAAAAUAAAAAAACAAAGAUGGCGUGAGCGCGGCGGAGUGGACAGGACAACACCGCGACGACCGUCUCCUGCCGCCCAAAUGGAUCCUGGACAGGAUUUACUCCUGGCUGCUCUUAGCGAGAGCGGCAUUUGCCCGAACGAUAUUGGACUGUUUGACCUGGACUCUCAGGAUGUGGCACAGCCCUCCACUGCCCAGCAAUCCAUCUCAAUCAACGCCCUGGAUGUCGGCUUGGGGGCCGAGUCCGGGGAUCACGUCCGAACUCAGUCUGCGUCUCCAGUCCCCAUCGUGACUGUCAGGCAGCACAAACCUCAGCCAUCGACCACCACCUUUGUCUUAAAUCAGCUCAAUCAGCUGCCGUCGCUGGGAGCCUCCGCGACCAAGCCGUCGGCCGCCAACCCCGUCAAACACACCAUAACCGUCACCAAGGUGGUCCACGUCGCCAACACGGCCCUGCGCGGCUCCUCCACGCCCUCCUCCGCGGGCAACCCCCACUCAGUGUCCACAGCCGUGCCUUCAAACCACGACCAGAUCCAGCUGAAAGACCUCCUCAGGACGGGCAGCGUGAAGAGCUCGGGCCUUAAGGGCAACAGUCUGGUGGAGCUCAUGAAGCUAAAGCCGCCGCCUGACAUCGCCACCCCUGUAGCGACCGCCACCGGGCCCAGUGAGAUGAACAAUGGCAUCAAGAAGGAAAACCUGUUCAAAGAUGGCGUCAGAACCUGGAAUAACGAGGACAUCAGGAUGCACGGUUUCCCACAUUCCAUGAAAGUUCCUGGGAUGAAGGACGAGGAUGAGCCCGAGGAAGAGGAGGAGGAAGAGUUGGGUCACGCGGAGACGUAUGCGGAGUACAUGCCCAUGAAGUUGAAAGUGGGCUUGCGGCAUCCCGACCCGGUGGUGGAGACCAGUUCCUUGUCCAGCGUCAACCCGCCGGAAGUCUGGUACCGACUGUCCAUCCCGGAGGAGGUCAUCGACCGCGGCUGCCUGUCUGCUCUGCAGCUGGAAGCCAUCACGUACGCCGCCCAGCAACACGAAACGUUCCUGCCGAGCGGGGACAGGGCCGCCUACUUGAUCGGAGACGGCGCCGGCGUGGGGAAAGGGCGAACCAUCGCAGGGAUCAUCUAUGAGAAUUACCUCUUAGGCAGGAAGAGAUCACUUUGGUUUAGUGUUUCCAAUGACUUGAAGUAUGAUGCAGAGCGGGACUUAAGGGACAUAGGCGCCAAGAACAUCCAGGUCCACUCACUGAACAAGUUCAAAUACGGCAAAAUCUCCUCCAAACACAACGGCAGCGUGAAAAAGGGCGUCAUCUUCGCCACCUACUCUUCGUUGAUCGGAGAGAGCCAGUCGGGAGGGAAGUACAAGACCAGGUUUGAGCAGCUGCUGCACUGGUGCGGGGAGGACUUUGACGGCGCUAUUGUCUACGAUGAAUGCCACAAAGCUAAGAACGUGUGUCCCAUUGGAUCAUCCAAACCCACGAAAACCGGGCUGGCGGUGCUGGAGCUGCAGAACAAACUACCCAAGGCUCGCGUGGUGUACGCCAGUGCGACAGGUGCCUCUGAACCAAGAAACAUGGCGUACAUGAACCGCUUGGGCAUCUGGGGACACAAAACGCCCUUUAGGGAGUUUGGCAACUUUAUCCAAGCGGUAGAGCGCAGGGGAGUGGGCGCCAUGGAGAUUGUGGCCAUGGACAUGAAGCUGAGGGGAAUGUACAUCGCAAGGCAGCUGAGUUUCACAGGCGUAACGUUCAAGAUCGAGGAGGUUCCCCUGACUCAGCACUACAUCAACAUGUACAACAAGUCUGUCAGGCUGUGGGUGAGCGCACGCGAGAAGUUCCAGCAGGCCGCCAACCUGAUGGACGCCGAGCAGCGCAUGAAGAAGUCCAUGUGGGGCCAGUUCUGGUCGGCCCACCAGAGGUUCUUCAAGUACCUCUGCAUCGCCUCCAAGGUCCGCAGGGUGGUCCAGCUGGCCCGAGAGGAGGUGCAGAACGGGAAGUGCGUGGUGAUUGGCCUGCAGUCCACCGGAGAAGCGAGAACCCUGGAGGCCUUGGAGGAAGGAGGCGGAGAGCUUAAUGACUUUGUGUCAACCGCAAAAGGUGUGCUGCAGUCUCUGGUGGAGAAGCACUUCCCAGCUCCUGACCGACAGAAACUGUACAGCCUGCUGGGCAUCGACCUCUCCGCCAAGAAGACGCCGUCUCCCAACGAUUCUGCAGCUCAGCUCCAACAGAAGGGGAAGAAAAGAAAAGGCCCGGAGUUAAAGAAGCAGCAGCAGAAGAAGAAGCCUCGCACACAUGGCGGCCUGUCGGGCACCAGCUCCGACGAGAGCCAGUCGGAGGAGUCGGAUAAAGACUCGGGCAGAGACGACAGCGACGACAGCUUCAAGUCGGUCAGCUCGGCAGACGAGGACGACGACUUCAACCCUUUCAGAGACGAGUCUGAUGACCAGGACGAUCCCUGGCUUGUCAGAAAGGAGCCCAAGAAGAACAAAGAGAAGAAGAAGAAGAAGAAAAAGAGAAGGAAGAGCAUCGACCCGGAUUCCAUUCAAAGUGCCUUGUUAGCGUCUGGACUAGGCUCCAACCGACCUGCGUUCACCGCGCCUGUGGCGUCGCUGCCUCCCAGCACGCCGUCUACGGUCAAGCCGGAGACGGACGACAGCUGCCUGACCAGCCAGGACGCUGUGGAGCACGCGCAGAAGAUGAAGAGGGAACUCCUGGACAAGCUGGAGGAACUCGCCGAGGCGCUACCACCCAACACGCUGGACGAGCUCAUCGACGAGCUGGGGGGACCGGACAAUGUCGCCGAGAUGACCGGCCGUAAAGGUCGCGUGGUCAGCAACGACGACGGAAGCAUCACCUACGAGUCUCGCUCCGAGCUGGACGUCCCCGUGGAGAUCCUCAACCUGACGGAGAAGCAAAGGUUCAUGGACGGGGAGAAGCACAUCGCCAUCAUCUCCGAAGCCGCCAGCUCGGGCAUCUCGCUGCAGGCGGACCGGCGGGUGAAGAACCAGCGCCGCAGGGUCCACAUGACGCUGGAGCUGCCGUGGAGCGCAGACCGAGCCAUUCAGCAGUUUGGCAGAACUCACAGGUCCAAUCAGGUCACGGCGCCGGAGUACGUCUUCCUCAUAUCGGAGCUCGCCGGAGAGCAGAGAUUUGCAUCCAUUGUGGCAAAAAGAUUAGAAAGUCUUGGAGCGCUCACUCACGGCGACAGAAGAGCCACCGAGACACGAGACCUCAGCAGGUUCAACUUCGACAACAAAUACGGCAGGAACGCGCUGGAAAUCGUGAUGAAGUCGAUAGUGAGGCUGGACACGCCGCUGGUUUCGCCGCCCUCCGACUUUAAAGGAGAUUUCUUCAAAGACAUUCAGAGGGGCUUGAUCGGUGUGGGCCUCAUCAACGUGGAGGACCGCUACAACACGCUGUCACUGGACAAAGACUACAACAACAUCGGGAAGUUCCUGAACCGCAUUCUGGGCAUGGAGGUCCACCAGCAGAACGCUCUGUUCCAGUACUUCUCUGACACGCUGGCCGCCGUCAUCCAGGAAGCAAAGAGGAACGGAAGAUACGAUAUGGGCAUUCUUGAUCUGGGUUCUGGUGACGAGAAGGUGAAGAAGGUGGACUGCAAAAAGUUCCUGACGCCGGGCUACACGACAUCUGGACAUGUUGAACUCUACACGGUGAGUGUGGAGCGAGGGAUGUCCUGGGAGGAAGCGACGCACGUCUGGGCUGAUCAGAACGGGCCAGAUGAUGGCUUCUAUGUGCAGACGAGGAACAACAAGAAGACGGCCAUCUUGGUGAAAGAGGUCAACACCAAGAAGAGGCUCUUCCUGGUCUACCGGCCCAACACGGGCAGGCAGCUCAAGCUGGAGACGUACAACGACCUCAAGAAGAAGUUGAAGAAGGUCUUGUCGGAAGACGCCAAGCAGCACUGGAAUGAGCAGUACACCUCGUCGGCUAAAAUCUGCUCUCAUGCCUUCUGGAGGGGAAACUGCAAAAAGGCCUCCGUGGGGCUUCAGUGCGAGGUGGGCCUCCGCUGUCGGACGUACUACGUCCUGUGCGGCUCGGUGCUCAGCGUGUGGAACGAGCUGGAGGAGGUGCUCACCCCCGUCAGCGGAACCAACGUCAAGGUGCAGAUUGUCCGCCUCAGGACCGAAGACGGUCAGAGGAUAGUUGGACUCAUCAUCCCGGCCAACUGCGUGUCCCCGCUGAUGCACAAGCUGUCCACCUCGGACCAGUUCCAGCAGCUGGCCGUGCAGGAGCAGCAGAAGAGGCAGCAGCUGCACCCGCAGAGUCUCAGUCACACGGCCAACACAUAGCGGGCGGGGGAGGGGGCACGCGCCGGCCUCCAGACUGACCUCCGGUCCUGAUGGGACCUCGCGCCCCUCCCCGAUCACGUGAGGCGCGGCCCAGAGGAACUGAUGUGCUUGGUGAGGGUUUUUUUGUCCUCUGACAUUCAGAGUGGAAGCGUUUGGACUUGUUGCCGCAGUUUGAGCCAAAGCACCAAGUCUGCAUUAGAAGCCACACUUCCAGUAGUUGAAGGCACGGACAGAAUGUUUCCACACUUUGUGCCGACCUGUCUUCAAAUGGCGGCCAGGACUCGGGAAUUCUGCAUGAAGUGACUCUUUUCUUUCUGCCGGGCUUCUCAGGUGCAGUGCAUGACCCGUCACUCAUCCUCCAACAACCAUAGUUGACAACACGUCUUCAUUUUGUGUUGCAGCACAACCCAAACGUGUAAAUGUUCAUUUUUUUCCCCCCCCACGUCAAAAAGUAGAUUGUUGCAUCGCAGCCUGCACCUCCUUCACUGUGCAGACCUCUGGGAUGCUUGGACGUGGAAAAACCUGCAGAAUGUUGAUGAAAAGAAGCUGACCUGUACAUGAAUGAGUGCAGCACUCAAUAAAGCCCACUUGUACUUCCA
Molecule: messenger RNA, 5125 nt
Organism: Nerophis lumbriciformis (worm pipefish)
Lineage: Eukaryota; Metazoa; Chordata; Actinopteri; Syngnathiformes; Syngnathidae
Gene: sbno1
Product: strawberry notch homolog 1 (Drosophila)
Biological process (GO): regulation of DNA-templated transcription
Cellular component (GO): nucleus
Molecular function (GO): histone binding; chromatin DNA binding
Source: RefSeq, a predicted model, not a curated record